UAAACCACCGGUACUCGUACCUGCAAUUGCUCGCCUGGUGACUUUAAUAAGGAAUGCUCGGGCACAGUGUACCCGAGUUCGAGGAGUACGGUACGGCAAGCUUGAAACCCGAACCCCAAUCGUACGAUCCAACACUCAGAACUAACCCGGAUGCCGGUUUUGGUAUAGUGGGGGGGGGGGAGCGAAAUGCCCAUCGAUUCCCUCUUUUGCGUUGAACUGAGAAUUUUCACACCUAGUCUGCUUUUCGGUUUCUGCUCUCUCGAGUGGGAAGCAAGGGAAGAAAGAGGGAGUGAGUGAAGCACCGGAGUUGGCAACCCUGUCACCUAAUUACCAAAUCGUCUUUCGGCAGGUGUACGAGUACGUAGGCCGUGGAGACCGAUUAACCGGAACUGGUAGGGAUAUAUCUGGCUUGUUAACCCCAAAUACAGUAGUUGUUCCAUGGUCUAACUUUUUGUCGGGCCUUGGACUCAUAUCUAUCAAUCUAUCAAUAUCUCUGUCAGGCUACUCAUUCGCUCCUAAAUCCCCAAAACACUCACACCUCUCUCUCCUAGGAGUGACCUCUCGGGUGGCCUACAGGUAUUUGCAUCUUAUCACCCUCAUCACUUCGCACUCUCAGCGGUCGUAUUAUCUCGAGUACCGUACUUACUCAUUUCAUACCCGUUUCCACUUCCGGAGACGCGCUCGGAAGAUCGUCUUGCUCAAAGAAGGCAAAGGAAUAAUGUGGCCCGAGAGGAAAAACGAUAAUGAUAAGACUAGAGCAAUGCCCCCCCCGGUACCGUGCAGACUUAGUUUGUCUCGUCUGUGGGCUUCUAGCCGGGCGGAAACAGCACCUUAUCAAAGCCGAUGCUUAUCGAAUGAACCUGUGGCGGUGAUGUUUAAAACAGAUAAAUGUAUGAUCAAAAGGGAAGUCAAUCACUCAAUCAAGUCCCGUGCACUCGAGUAG
This is a messenger RNA of Tuber melanosporum (Perigord truffle), 943 nucleotides long. RefSeq lists its product as uncharacterized. The transcript has a single exon. Lineage: Eukaryota; Fungi; Ascomycota; Pezizomycetes; Pezizales; Tuberaceae. The record is from RefSeq and is a predicted model, not a curated record. Bases 719 to 943 code for a protein of 74 amino acids.